UGGACGCUGUCGAAGGGGAUGUCUGACGAUGGCUGCAGUGAUCCCUCCGUUGCGGAGUGGAGGGAGGGAAAACUCAUGAUGAUGACUGCGUGCGAUGACGGCCGCCGCAGGGUGUACGAGUCCGGUGACAAGGGGGAUUCGUGGACGGAGGCCCUCGGAACACUCUCGCGCGUGUGGGGCAACAACCAAAAGCGACAUGAGAAGGGCGUUGGAAGCGGGUUCAUCACAGCGACGAUUGAGAACAGGGACGUGAUGCUCGUUACUCUGCCGGCGCAUUCAAGGAGAAAGGGAAAAGAAAAGCGUGAACUUCAUCUUUGGCUGACGGACAAUACGCACAUUGUUGAUAUUGGGUCGGUGUCCGGUGAUGAUGACGCUGCCGCCAGCUCCCUGCUGUACAAAAGUGCUGGAAGUGGACAUAAUAAUAAUGAGGAGUUGAUUGCACUGUACGAGAAGAAGAAGGGCGAUGGGGAACCAUCACUCGGUGUGGUCUCUGUGCGUCUGACUGCGCAGCUGAAGCGGGUGAAGGAGGUGCUGGCGACCUGGAAGAAAGUGGACGAACGUGUCUCCAAGCUGUGCCUCACUUCACGUGCUGCGAAGAAUCCCUCAGCUGGCAAUGGCUGCAGCGCUGUUAAGACCGCGGAUGGUCUGGUUGGCUUUUUGUCCGGCAACUUCUCUGGUAACACAUGGAUGGACGAGUACCUCGGAGUGGACGCCACAGUGAGGAAAGGAACGAAUGGGGUGGCAACAGGGUAUGCUGAUGGAGUGACGUUCCAUGGAGCGUGGGCGGAGUGGCCUGUUGGGAGGCAGGGGGAGAAUCAGCUGUACCACUUUGCGAACCACAACUUCACUCUUGUGGCGACGCUGUCCGUCCACGGUGAGCCGAAGGGAGAUACCCCCAUUCCAUUGAUGGGUGCGACGAUGAAUGACAACAAGAAGACUGUGCUCCUGGGACUGUCAUACGACAAAGAGGGGAAGUGGCAGGUGCUGUGCGGUGGCAAAACGACCAAGGAGCUCCGCAUUAAUUGGGAGCCAGAGACAACACACCAAGUGGCCAUUGUGCUACGGAACGGCACCCAGGGCUCCGUGUACGUCGAUGGUCAGCGUGUGGGAGAUGCGUCAUGUGAAUUAAGAAACGCGGAUUCGAAAGGAAUCUCACACUUCUACAUUGGAGGGGAUGGAGGCAGCGCAGGGAGCAAAGAAGACGUGCCUGUGACCGCGACGAAUUUCCUGCUGUACAACCGCCCGUUGGAUGACAAUGAGAUCCGCGUCCUCAACGCAAACAAAAUUUCUAUUCCAAAGCUGACAGAUCUGAAAACAUUGGCGGCAGGAGCAACGGGUGUCGGUACCGCUCGUGACGGCGGGGCACAUGGUGGCAGCACUGUUUGCGGAGACGGACUGCUGCCGCUGCUCCUUCUGCUGGGACUGUGGGGGAUUGCCGCUUCUUGA
Trypanosoma cruzi is the source of this 1446-nucleotide messenger RNA. RefSeq names its product trans-sialidase, putative. NCBI's taxonomy places the organism in Eukaryota, Euglenozoa, Kinetoplastea, Trypanosomatida, Trypanosomatidae. The record is from RefSeq and is a predicted model, not a curated record. The annotation marks the transcript as partial. The transcript has a single exon. Gene Ontology annotation, molecular function: exo-alpha-sialidase activity.